Messenger RNA from Ixodes scapularis (black-legged tick), 709 nucleotides. RefSeq names its product UPF0538 protein C2orf76 homolog. The coding region runs from base 124 to 522 and encodes 132 amino acids. The record is from RefSeq and is a predicted model, not a curated record. The transcript has a single exon. Lineage: Eukaryota; Metazoa; Arthropoda; Arachnida; Ixodida; Ixodidae.
AUAUGCUAUUUAUUUAUUUUUAGGGCACGUCGGUAAACGUUGCGCGCGCAACGCAUGGCACCGCUUGAUUUGUGAUCGCGAAGUUUUGUAGCUAGUCUUGCACGUCUUAACGUGUGCUAAAAUAUGCAAAACAUGUCGGGCGACCUAGGGGAACAGCAGCAGAUUACCAUCAGCAUCCGUGUCGUACGUUCCUUCGUGCACAGAAACAUCCAUCACCGGGUCAUGCGAGCAGUCUCCCCCACGAAGCUGGUCAAACACCUCAAGGAAGCGAUAUUUGCCGACCUACGACAAGACCCGAACAUUCCGCCAACGGUACAGAACUACGCGUACGACACCCUGAAGAUCGAGCACCAGCCGCACAAAGCGAAGUCCCACGACCCCGUGAUCAACACCGCGGACGACGACCAACUCGUACUGCGUGACGACCAGACUUUGCAUGCGUCGAAUGUCAUCAACGAGACAGUGCUUUCUUUCUUCAAGAUGGAAGACUACCUGGAAUACAAGCUCAGCAAAGUCGCAUGACCGCCAGCCAUCAUGUAGCAGCGGUUUCGGGGGCUGAACCACGCCCCCGCCCCCCAAAAAUUUUCAGGAUACGCCGCCAUAAUGUAGCAAAAAAAUAAGACGAAUUAUGUUCAAAGGCUUUAAUGAAGACACUUUUUUUUGUCAAAUGGAAGGCCACCGUCCAAUGUAUAUAUUAAAUAUAUGUACA